Messenger RNA from Aphis gossypii (cotton aphid), 1001 nucleotides. RefSeq lists its product as uncharacterized. The coding region runs from base 201 to 701 and encodes 166 amino acids. The transcript has 3 exons. The record is from RefSeq and is a predicted model, not a curated record. NCBI's taxonomy places the organism in Eukaryota, Metazoa, Arthropoda, Insecta, Hemiptera, Aphididae.
AUCCAUGGAUCAGUACUCAGUAAAUCAGUCAAUGUCCAGUGCUCAAACACGAAGUGUCAUUUCAAAUAAAACUUUAAAAUUUCAAAAUAUUUUCAAAUAAUAAUAUACUGUUGUAACUCUUCUAUAGUAAGAAAUAUUAUAUAUAUUAUAAACACGUCUUAAAUCAAGUAAUUGGACUAAAUACAUUUAAGUAUAUAACCAUGAGUUCAAUGCUAUCAUUUGUGUUGGAAAACGUACCCAGUGAUUGGGAACCAGUAAGCACUUACACUAAAAGUUAUGUUUUAUUUGAUGUACAAGACCAAAGUGUAGAAUCAGAGCGUAUAAAAACAAUGUUUAAUUCAACGUUAUUAAACAUAAAUAGUAUUAGGAGAGUGCAAAAUCCUUUUCAGUAUGGUCGAUUCAAGUUACGACAAGAAAUGCUAAACAAUAAUUUAGAGGAGGAGACUGUGUUUCAUGUUGUACAAGAAAAUGACUUAGAAACAGCUUUAAAAUAUACGUGUGAUUAUCGAAGAUAUAAUCGAAUAUAUAGAUAUAGGUGUGAAGCUACAAAUAAGCAUCCUCUCUUUUAUUCCAAUAUCCAGAGCGCUGUUUCCAACCUGUCUUCAUUUAACAAUGGUUGCGUGUUGGUUGUCAAUAAAAUACCUGGUACAACAAAGACUCAAAGUGAUUAUUAUAUCCAAUACGUGGUUGAUUUUAAAUAAACUGUACCUAUUAUAUUUAAAUGUACCUAUUAAUAUUAUUCGACUCUAUAACUGUACUUACGUCAUAUCGAUACAUAAAUAUUAAUAAACAAAAACAAAUAUAGUUAUUUUCACUUAAUCGAAAAUAUGCAUGUUUUUGUUAGUGUACAUAUUAAAUAAUAAAUAAUAACUAGAUGAUAAUACUUGUAUAACAUCAUGUUAACAGUUGACAUUAUAUUUUAAAUUAUAAAAUUCAUAACAUAUUAUAUUAUCAUAAUAAUAUAUUAUAAAGUACCUACAGUUUUAACUAUCUAUACUUUA